Molecule: messenger RNA, 336 nt
Organism: Ustilago hordei
Lineage: Eukaryota; Fungi; Basidiomycota; Ustilaginomycetes; Ustilaginales; Ustilaginaceae
Exons: 4
Coding region: 1-336 (111 amino acids)
Source: RefSeq, a predicted model, not a curated record
AUGGUGAGAGGCAAUGGGAUAUGCUCAGCACCAGGGGCUAGACUACAACCAGACUUUCAGUCUGGUAAUUUGCCUACAGAUGUGUUCUUGAAUGGAAAGAUUGACAAGGAUGUGUACAUAUGGAUCCUGCCAACAUUUAAAACAGAAGUGACUGAGAACAAGUGCUACAGGCUGAAGAAGGCUCUCUAUGGGCUCAAACAGGCUGGAAGAUUGUGGCAUGCAGCACUUGGUGAGCAACUUCAAGCAUUUGGUUUCAAGCACUGCUGGGCUGAACUACAAUGUGAUGGUACUGCUCACAGUCUAUGUCAACAACCUCCUAGUCAUCAGGGCAACUGA